AUGGAAGUAGAAAUUUCUUAAAAUUCAUAUUUUACAGAGUCCCUAGUCAAUGAAGUAAUAAAAAAAACAAAAUAAUAUAACCUAAGAAGCAAUAGUUCAAAAAAAUAUGAGCUUAUUGAAGAGGCUCACAGAAAUGAGUCAAAUGAAGACUCAAAUUUGUAACUUAAAAAAAAAAUAGUGAAAAAAAAUAGUAAAUCUGCUAAAGUUAAACCAAAAAAAGCUUUAUGGGUGAGAUUAGAGUAUCCUAUUACUAAUUAAUUAGCAUUUCCUUUAAUUGGGAAUGUUAUAGUAGAAACAAAAUGCAUGGAAAUGGUUGAAAUUAAAUUUUAAAUUAAAGAAAUUGAGAAAAGUAAUAAUUACUUUAGUAUUUGUCCUCGCUAUAUUGAAGCAAAUACAUAAUUUGAUAAUGUUAUAAACAUUUUAGUGAAUUCAUAAUGCUAAAAGAGAUAUUAAUUGUCUGAGCUACUAAAAAAAUACUAAAAUAUUGUUGUAUAGUAAUUAGCUGUAUUUGAUGAAUUAGGCAAAGAGAUUUUAAACCCUAAAUUUCAAUAACUCAUUUCUGAAAGAAAAUAAUUUAAACUCAAAUUUAUAAAUGAUUAUAUAAAAAAAAACUUAAAGGAUGAAGAUUUUUUUGUUGUUUGUAAUAUAGGAACUAAUUUUAUUGAAAAGACUUCUCAUUUAGAUAGCUUACAUAUGAGUAAAUCUUAUUGUUCUCUAAUAGGAGUCGAUGAAGAAUAAUUUUCUAAUUUAUUUCUGAGAUUCAGAUCUCCAUUUCUAUUUUUAUCUCAAAAGGCCAGGGAAUAUAUUUAUGUUUAAUAUUUACAAUCCUACCUUAAAGAUGAUUAUAAUAAUCCAGUUAUUAUUAAAGAUUUUGAAAUAAAUACUUCUGAUGAGUUAACCUUUUACUGUGAAAGUUCUAAGUAAUUUAUUAAAGUUGAAUAUCCUGAUCAUUUAAAGCAUCCUAAACUAGACUAAUUGCAUAUGUUAAUGGAUAAUAUUAAUAUUGGUAAAUUAAACGUAUCUGAGCACCAUCUAAAAUAAAUAAUACAAAAUAGAGCAAUAAGAGGAGAUAAACAAUUUGAAGACUUUGAAUAUUCUUUGCUAUCAUAAAUUUUUAUGGAAAAAUUUUAUCCAUCUUAGUUUACUCAAAUAUAAAAAAUCCAAUAAGAAUAAGAAUAAAAGGAAUUAGAAAUUCUAAAAUAUUAACAAUUACAAAACAAAAUAUGUUCUUAUAGAUUUCUCAAUUAGUUAGUAUGA
Molecule: messenger RNA, 1257 nt
Organism: Tetrahymena thermophila SB210
Lineage: Eukaryota; Ciliophora; Oligohymenophorea; Hymenostomatida; Tetrahymenidae
Exons: 1
Source: RefSeq, a predicted model, not a curated record